AUGGCGUCAUCGAUUUCGGUAGCUGGUCCAAGUGAACAAACUGCUUUAAGACGUCAACAAACAAGAUUACAAAAUAAUCAAUCGACUAAUAUUGUUGUUCGAUCAAAUGUUGAUAUUGCAAAUCAAUCUCAUAAUUUAAAUAAUGCUUUAUUACGUGUCGAUCAAUACGCAGUUGGUACCAGAGUUGUUAGGGGACCAGAUUGGAAAUGGCAAAAGCAAGACGGUGGUGAAGGUCAUGUUGGAACAGUUCAAUCAUUUGACAAUAAUGAUGUAUUAAUCGUAUGGGAUUAUGGACUAUCAGCGAGUUAUAGAUGUAAAACACAUUACGAUUUGAGAAUAUUAGAUAAUAGUGCAGCAGGUAUUCAUCAUGAUAACACGGUUUGUUCGGGAUGUGGACAAUCACCAAUAUAUGGUAUUCGCUGGCGAUGUGGUGAUUGCCCAAAUGUUGACUUAUGUUCAACGUGUUAUCACGGUGAUAGACAUAAUAUUCGGCAUCGCUUUUGUCGCAUAAUUACAACGAACGGCGAAACGAUUUUGAUGGAUCCAAGACGAAAGUCAAAGAAAUUAGCGUACAAAGGGCUUUAUCCAGGUGCUCGUGUUGCACGUGGUAAAAAUUGGCAAUAUGAAGACCAAGAUGGGGAUGAUUCAAAACGAGGCAAAAUAACUGAUUUACAAGAUUGGUCUAAAACACAUCCAAGAAGUGGUGUCUAUGUUAUAUGGGAUAAUAAUCGUGAAAAUUUAUAUCGUGUUGGUUUUGAAGGCAUGGUCGAUCUUCGAGCUGUUGUUCCUGGAAAAGGAGGCUAUUAUUAUUCCGAACAUUUACCAUUGUUAGGUGAACCCCAACAAAUUUCAAAAGCACAUCAGUUAGCUUCUGGAACCAGUGGAUUUCAAAUUGGAAAUUAUGUUAAUGUUGAUUUAGAAUUAGACGUUGUACAAUUGUUGCAACAUGGUCAUGGUGGUUGGAGUGAUGGUAUGUUUGAAUGUUUAGGUACGACCGGAUGUGUUCAGAGUAUUGAUGACGAUCAUGAUAUUGUUGUUUCGUAUCCGAGUGGUAACCGUUGGACAUUGAAUUCUGCUAUAUUGACAAAAGUCGAAUUAUCCCAAGAACAACACCAAAUUAUGUUACAACAACAACAACAGCGAGAUUCAAGUUCUAUACAACCAACACAAAUAUCAUCGUCAACUACAGAUCCACUGUCACCGCUACCGUCGACCACAAUUGAUUCUCAAAAAUUAAAAAUUAACGACAUGAUACAAAUAUGUAGUGAUUUAGAAAGAAUUAAAAUGUAUCAACGGGGACAUGGUGAUUUUGCCGAGGCAAUGAUGCCGGCACUUGGAAAAGUAGGUCGUAUUGUUCACCAAUAUGCUGAUGGCGAUAUUAAAGUUCAAGUUGCUGGAGGUUGUUGGAUAUUUAAUCCAUUAGCUGUUACAAAAGUUCAUCAAACAAGAUCAACAGACGACGGCAAUGAAGAAAGACUUGGUGUAAUGUUAAAAAAAUUAUUUGAUGCACAAAUGACAGGCGAUGUACACGAGGUACUUGUUAAAGCUUCAGCAAAUGGUGAUUCAAGAAAAGUCGAAGAAUUACUACAACGACAACAUGUUGAUGUCAAUGGAAUAUUUGCGGGUCAUACAAGUUUACAAGCAUCAUGUCAAAACGGACAUAUUGAUGUUGUUCGCAUUCUUAUGUUACAUCAUGCUAAUUUAGAAAUCGAAGAUAAAGACGGUGAUCGAGCUGUACAUCAUGCAUCGUUUGGCGAUGAACCAGUUGUACUUGAAAUGUUGGCAAAAGCUGGCUGUGAUUUAAAUGCUCGAAAUAAACGUCGUCAAACAGCUUUACACAUCGGUGUUUGUAAAGGUCAUUUGGAUGUCGUUAAAAUUCUAUUGACUCAUGGAGCUCAUGCUGGUAUACAAGAUACUGACGGUGAUACACCAUUACACGAUGCCAUAUCAAAGCGACGAGAUGAUAUUGUCGGUCUGUUACUUGAACAUAAUGCUGAUGUAGCAACAUGUAACAACAACGGUUUCAACUGUAUUCAUCAUGCAGCGUUAAGAGGAAAUUCAUCAGCGAUUGAAGCAAUAUUGGAUAAAAUUCAAACUCGUCAAUGGUUAGUCGACGAAAAGAAAGACGAUGGUUUUACUGCAUUACAUUUGUCAUCAUUAAAUGAUCAUUGUUCGGUGGUUGAUCUACUAUUAACUAAAGGAAAUGCUUCGAUCAAUGCUCAAAACAUUAGUUUACAAACACCAUUACAUCUCAGUGUUGGAAGACAGCAUGUACAAGUCGUACAGUUAUUAUGUUGCAAAGGUGCAAAUGUAAAUAUUGCCGACAAAGAUGGUGAUACACCAUUACACGAAGCUUUACGUCAUCAUACAUUAUCUCAGCUAAAACAAUUACAAGAAGUGGGCGAUGUGGGAAAGAUGAUGGGCGUAUUUAUCAAUGGUGCAUUAGAUAAACGAACAUCUUCAGUUAUCGCUUGUAUGCUUGUAACACAUGGUGCCGAUUUAUUAUUGAGAAAUAAAAAGAAUCAGACACCAUUAGAUUUAUGUCCCGAUCCACAUCUAUGUCGAACAUUAGAAAAAUGUUAUCGAGAAUUCAAAGAGAAAAAUAUUGAACAAGGAUCGAAUUUGACUACACAUCAUGAAAAUAUACAUGAUGAAUGUAUGGUUUGUUCGGAUAAUAAACGUGAUACGAUAUUCGAACCAUGUUUACAUGUGGCAACAUGUUAUGUAUGCUCGGGAAGAGUUAAAAAAUGCCUUAUAUGCAAGGAGAAUGUACAAUCGAGAACAAAAAUUGAACAAUGUAAAAUUUGUUCACAAAGGAAAGCUUCAGUGUUAUAUAAACCAUGUGGCCAUAUAAUUGCUUGUGAAGAUCAUCCAUUAUCAUUGACUGCUGUUAGCACAAUAAAUCAAAACAUCGCUGCCAGUGAUGCAAUUGCCUUACAGAAAUUACAGCAACAGCUACAAGAAAUACGCGAUCAGACGGUUUGUCCAAUUUGUAUGGAUCGUUUGAAAAAUAUGGUAUUUUUAUGUGGUCAUGGUGUGUGUCAACGUUGCGGUGAUCGUGUAUCAGAAUGUCCAAUCUGUCGUAAACAAAUUGAAAAAAGUAUUAUUUUAUAUACGUAA
Molecule: messenger RNA, 3120 nt
Organism: Didymodactylos carnosus
Lineage: Eukaryota; Metazoa; Rotifera; Eurotatoria; Philodinida; Philodinidae
Source: the annotation of a GenBank genome assembly